This is a messenger RNA of Paramecium sonneborni, 1193 nucleotides long. NCBI's taxonomy places the organism in Eukaryota, Ciliophora, Oligohymenophorea, Peniculida, Parameciidae. The record is from the annotation of a GenBank genome assembly.
AUUUAAUAAUAAAUAUUUAUGGAGGUCUCAUUAAAUUUUACAGAAGAGCCUAACCCAGUGGUUUUGGGAUGUCCUUAAGGGUUUCCAAACUAUUCUAAUAUUUAAAUAUUAACAAAGAAUGGAGAAGAUGUAAAUGAGCCUUAAACUAGAAAAGUAAUUAAAUUAUCUAAUGAUUAAAUGAUUUGGAUAGGAAGAUAAAAUCAUACAUAAUCUAACAUAUUUGUUGGUAAUAUUUCACAUUAAUAACAGGUGUGCAUUAAGGAAAUACAAUCUCAUUGCAUCCUGUAUUAAUCCAAGCUACUCUUUCAUAAUAAAUAAACAAAUAAAACAAACAAUAAUAUUCUAGAAAUUCAGCACUUGAAGAUGGAUUAACUUAUUUUGAACAAAGAAAAAUGGUGGCUGAAGAAAUGGGAACAAAUAAAAGUAGAAGAAAAAUGAGAUAAAUGGAAACAAACAAAGUUGAAGAAGAGAAUAUUGUUUAGGCAGAAUCAAUUAAAGAAAAAUUUAAUUAAAAACAACAAGAAAUUCAAGAAUAGUUAGAAAUAGAAAAAGAAAUUCACUAAAUGGAAGAAGCUGCAAUUAAAGAAGAGUUAAUACCAGAAUUUGUUAAAGGCAAUGUUCCUAUUUUCUAAAUUUACAACAUAAGGUCAAUUGUGUCUGAAGAAGAUAUGGAAUUAUUAGAUAUUUCAAAAUUAUAAGUAUUCAUAAGUACUAAAAGGGAAGAUAAUUUACAUUAUUAUCAUCCUUAAGUAAUACAAAUAGCUUCUGGAUUAAUUUUUGAUAACAAAACCAAAUUAACAAUUUUAAAAUAUUUGGAAUAUUUAAAUAUUUUAUUUAAGUUUCAAUUUAAAUAAGUUUUUUAAAAUAAGAAUGCUUAAAAUAUAGCUCAAGAAUUAGGAAUUUAUAAUUGUAAAUUGGUAACUCCAAUUUUGGAGAAAUUUUAUUAAGCAACUCCUGGACAAGGAGAAAAUGUAUAUAAUUUUAGCAGAUCAAAUUUUUUGAAGGAUAAAUAUAUAUGUUACAUAAUCGUUUUGCAUUUAUUCAUUCAUAAAUUUUAAUUUGAUAUUGUUCCAUUAGCAAAAUACUUAAAAUUGGAUAUAAAAAAAUUAACAAUGUAUUGUAAGGAAUGUGGGUGUACAGUUUCAAAGAAUAAUGAAAAAUAAAUAGCAAAGUUAAAACAAUUUAAAUAAUGA